UCCCGGGCGCCCGGGGCUCACAGCGUCUGCCGCCUCCUGUCCCGCAGGGCCCAAGGCUUUUAUGCCAGAGAUGCUGGUGUCGCCCACAGGAAAAACCUGGGACUCCUCAGAAAGAUAAUGUGUCAGGGAAGUACUAAAUUCAAGAACGUUUGGACAACUCAUUCUACAUCUCCUAUUGCCUAUGAAAGAGGAAGAAUUUACUUAGACAAUUACCAGUGCUGUAUUAGCAGCAUUGCACAAGAGCCAAGAAUACUUUAUCAAAAGCCAAAGUGUUCUAAGUCAGAAAAAAUAGAAGAUGCUUUAUUAUUGGAAUGCCCACUGGGGGAAAUGCUGCCAAGUCCAUCAGACUAUAAAUCUUCCCUGAUAGUCUUGACAGUGCAGAACUGGCUUCUACGUCUCUCUGCUGAUAGUGGAGAAAUACUGGAAAAAGUAUACCUUGCCGGUUCCUGUUGCAAAUUCAGGUAUCUGAGCUGGGAUACUCCUCAAGAGGUAAUGGUUGUAAAGUCAGCUCAGAAUAAGCUCCCUGCAGCAGCACGACAGGCAGGUAUCCAACAGUCUGUAUUGUUCUAUCUUGCUGUAUUCCAAGUUUUGCCUCUUUCAUUCAUUGGAAUGCUAGAAAUAAACAAAAAGAUAUUUGGUAAUAGUGUGACAGAUGUUGCUGUUUCUAAUGGAAUCCUGAUUGUAAUGUAUAGCGUGGGUCUGGUCAGGCUCUAUAACUUCCAGGCCAUCGCUGAACAGUUCAUGGAACAGCCGUUUGAUUUGGGACAUGAAUUCAACUGGAAUGGUCAAGUGGGAGUUGUAGGAAAGUAUCCAUUUGGUCUUCCAUGUAACAUUAAAAUAACAGAUACCCCACCUUUGCUAUUUGAAGCAUCUUCUCUGGAGAAUGCAUUUCAAAUUGGAGGUUACCCUUGGCAUUAUAUCAUCACACCUAACAAGAAAAAACAUAAAGGAGUCUUCCAUAUUUGUUCUCUGAAAGACAAUGCUUUGGCAAAAAAUGGCAUACAGGAUAUGAAAUGCUGUUCACUGGAACCUGAUUGGAUAUAUUUCCAUCCAGACAUGUCAGGUAGAAUAAUCCACGUGGGACCAAAUUUGAUAAAAGUCUUGAAGCUUAAGGAAGUUAAAAAUAAUACAGAUCAAAUGGAGAUUGCAGAAGAUUUUACGAUUGUGGCCAACAGAGAAGACUCUGUGAACAACGCUGUUACUGUAACGGCUUCUGGUCGAGUGGUGAAAAAGCGUUUUAACUUACUGGAUGACGACCCAGAACAAGAGACAUUCAAAAUUGUGGACUAUGAAGAUGAAUUGGAUUUGUUAUCCACUGUGGCAGUUACUCAAAUAGGAGCUGAUGGAAGAGCUCACCUUGACUUUCAUUGUAAUGAACAUGGGAUUCUACUUAAGAGUAUUCCAUUACUGGAGUCCUGGGAUGUGACUUACAGCCAUGAACUUUACUUUGACAAAGACCUUGUAUUACAUAUAGAACAGAAGCCUAACAGGAGAUUCAGUUGUUACGUUUACCAAAUGGUCUGUGAUACUGCAAAAGAGUGUUUU
Messenger RNA from Fulmarus glacialis (Northern fulmar), 1545 nucleotides. It is a transcript of the gene DCAF17, whose product is annotated as DDB1 and CUL4 associated factor 17. The annotation marks the transcript as partial. NCBI's taxonomy places the organism in Eukaryota, Metazoa, Chordata, Aves, Procellariiformes, Procellariidae. The transcript is spliced from 14 exons. The record is from RefSeq and is a predicted model, not a curated record. Gene Ontology annotation, cellular component: Cul4-RING E3 ubiquitin ligase complex. Gene Ontology annotation, biological process: protein ubiquitination.